CCUGUGACAGCGUGGGUUUUGUUGUUGCAGAUUACUUAAUCUAAUGCUUUAUUUUAUGUGCUGAUACAGUUAACGUAUUUAUUCAUUAGAAUAUAGAUAUGAAGCGCAAAGGACAGGGUCGGGGGGAUCCCAAGCGGAUGAAGAAGCUGAAGCUGUCAGUGCAGGAGUUUGUAGAGAAAGCAGAAAGCAGCGGGGUCCAAGAUACCAGAGGAGAAGGAAUCCCAGGGGGAAGAGUUAAGAACCGUAGGGAAUUGAGGAAGGAGAAGCGCAAAGCCAAGAAAAUUCGUAGGAAGCAGUACUAUGAACGGCGCCAUCUGGGCACUCCUGGUGUACAGGCUGAGGCUAUGCAGAGCAGCGAGGAGCACAGUGAAAAGAAACAGGAGAAAAAUGAAGGGAAGAAGCAGGAGAAAAAAGAACAGAAGAAACCAUCUGCACCACGAGUAGAGCCAAGCAAGAAAAAGGCAAUCAAGGAGGAGGCGAGAAAGAAAGCUCUUAUAGAAGCAAAUGAAAAAGAAGAGAAGGAGAUAAAGCGGCUAGAAAAGAGUCUGAGGAUGAAUAAAAGGAAGAAUAAGAGCUCAUUGCCACAGUCUUUUGCACAAGAUGGGCUGGAUUAUAUCUUGGGGGUACUUGAACCAGGGGGCUCAGCAUCUGGGUUGUAUGAGGAGGAUGAAGAAGAGGAUGCUGCACAGAGGCUUCACAAGCUGUCAGAGAAGGUGUCAAAGGCACUGGAGGAUGAACAAAGUGACACGGAGGACGAAGAAAUGUCUGAGGGUGAUGGGUCAGUAGAUCAGGGGUUAGAAGAGGAUGAGAAGGACUGUGACAUACACGAGGAGUCAGCAGAUGAAUCUGAUGCGGAAGCUGCAAUGGGAGAGGAAGUAGAAGAUUCUGCAGAGGACCAGGUUGAUUCUGAUGGAUCAGAGAGUAUUAAUAAAGAGUCUUCAACCAAUAACACAAAAGAUCAGGAUUCAGGCAGCAAGUAUAUCCCACCUCAGCUGAGGCAAACUAAUGAAGUUCUGGAUGCUAAAAAGAGGGAAGAACUGGAAAGAGUGAAAAAGAACGUGAAAGGUUUAAUAAACAGAUUAAGUGAACCAAAUUUGCCGUCUAUUAGCGGACAGCUAGAAGAGCUGUAUAUGGCCAACAGCAGAAAUACCAUGAAUGACACACUGAUCAGCGUGCUGCUGGACGCCUGCAUCACUCCUGCCAGGAUGCCUGACCGCCUCAUGAUGGAGCACGUGCUUCUGGUCAGCGUACUGCACCACUCAGUCGGAAUAGAGGUGGGGGCGCAUGUUUUGGAAACGGUGGUGAAGAAAUUUUAUGAACUAUAUGAGAAGGACACUGACAGUAAAGAAUGUGACAACUUGAUCAUAUUUAUUGGACAUCUAUAUAACUUUCAUGUGAUUGAAUCCUGCCUGGUAUUUGACAUCUUGAAGAAGCUGGUUGUUACGUUCACUGAAAAGGAUAUUGAGCUGGUCUUGUUGCUGCUGAAAAACAUUGGUUUCUCCUUGAGGAAGGAUGAUCCACUGGCUCUCAAAGAGUUAAUAUGUGAUGCACAAAGCAAAGCCAACGAUGCUGGCAAGAAAUUUCAGGAUCAGACUCGGGUUCGGUUUAUGCUUGAUACAAUGUUGGCAUUGAAAAAUAAUGAUAUGCGCAAGAUCCCUGGCUAUGACCCAGAACCGGUGGAAAAAUUAAGAAAACUUCUACGUUCCUUGGUACAUAACAGUGCUUCUGGCAGUGAUACCCGACUUCGAGUCUCCUUGGAAAAUCUCUUGGAUGCAGACCAGGUUGGUCGCUGGUGGAUUGUUGGAUCAUCGUGGAGUGGAGCACCUAUGAUUGACUCUUCCACUACCAAUCCACAACCUCAAUCUGUUGGGAAGGUAAGUGCAAAGAUCAUGGAACUGGCACGUAAGCAAAGGAUGAACACUGACAUCAGAAGAAACAUCUUUUGUGUACUUAUGACCAGUGAAGACUUUUUAGAUGCCUUUGAAAAAUUACUAAAGCUUGGGCUUAAAGAUCAUCAGGAGAGGGAGAUUGUCCAUGUCCUACUUGACUGCUGUCUACAGGAAAAGUUAUAUAAUCCCUUCUAUGCCGUUCUGUCUAGUAAAUUCUGUGAAUAUGACCGACGCUUUCAGAUGACGUUUCAGUUCAGCAUGUGGGACAAGUUCCGGGAUUUAGGAAACCUUUCUACAACUGUUUUCAGCAACCUCAUUAAUCUACUGAGCCAUAUGCUUAAAAGGAAAUCUUUGCCGUUAUCUAUUUUUAAGGUUAUAGAAUUCAGUGAGUUGGAUAAAACUAAAGUCUCCUUCCUACGUCAAGUCCUUUACAAACUCUUGAUGGAGACAGAUGUAGAAGAUUUACUGCCCGUCUUUGUGAAAGUUUCUGAGAAUCCCAAGCUGGGUAUGUUACGUGAAGGCUUAAAGCUUUUUAUUACACAUUUCUUGGUGAAGAACAUCAGAGCGCAGAAGAGCACAGAAGAGGCUGAACUGCUGAGCCAGAGAGCAGAUUUAGCAGUCAAAGCUUUACAAGCGAAGGAGAACAGAUUACAACUCUAGAGCACACAGCGCCUCAAUACCGUCAUUUAAAAAGUAAUGCAAAAAGCAGCCUCUUGCGUUGUAUUGUUAUACAGCAGAUUUAAUAAGCUGAUAUUUAAUAGGAUGUGUGGUUACAAAUGCUAUCCAGCACACAGAAGAAGGAAAAUCUGCUGCAAUAUAACUGUUCUGAGAUGCCAGCUCUUUCUCAGCUCGGCGCAGUGCCUUACUGGAUAUAAGAUACCUAACCUGUAAUAUUUAGUUACAGAGAUACGUGUGUGCUGUUGGAAUUGUGAAAUUCUGUUUUCAGUUCAGGACAAUCUUAAUAAAGUGUCCAACCGUUUCCAGCGGAAUAGCCACAUUGAUUAUUUUUUUUAUUUCCAUUUAGGAGCCAGAUUUUUUUUUUUUUUUACUUCUACUGAUCAAAGAUGUUUUUUUAAACAAACUUUAAGUGUUAAGUAGCCAGUUAUAUGGCAUUAGUUGUUUUAUUACAAACCCACGUAUACACAUACAGCAGGAAAUAUAUACAGCGAAUCCUACCAGAAAGAGAAGAAUAAAAAAGUUAUAAUAAAUAGGGCGCAAUCUACUGGUUGUGGUAAAGAGUUCUGUCACAUCAAAGACAUUAUAUUUUCUGCCUCCUCUCCAUUUAACUGGUGCAAGACCAAUGUCAAACUUGACCUACUUUCAUUUAUAAAAAUCCACAUUAAAACAGCCAUGGUGACAGGUUUAUCUAUGCUAUAAAUGUAUUUGUUUUGCACAUAAUUAAAUUUAGUUUAUGAUGGUAGCUCUGAAUUAGAAACCUGCCUUGCAUUACUAUUUGCAGAGUUUUCUAUUCAAAGCUUUUCCAAUCCAUGCCAAAAAACCUUUUACCCAUUUAUAACUUGAUUUCCAAGCUCUUUUGUGGAGCACUAACACCCCGAAAUGUCAGAUAAACCGUCAGAAAGUGCUUUUCAAGCAGUUUUUCAAAAGUUUUUAAACUUUUCUAAUUCAACAGUGUUGGCCUCUUAAAGACUUACGUUGGCAUCUUUUACAUAGACUUUGACAGAAGGCUAGCAGUAUAAUACAAUAUAAGUGAAUAACAAAAAAAAACUCUUUAAAAUUAAAAUGCUGGUAUAGAUUAAAACUACCUCUUAGCAAAGCAAAAACAAGUUAUUAGAAUGUAUUGCAAGAUUGCAGUUUGUGACAAUUUAAAAAACACUUUUCUGUUAUGUUGUGGAAGUAGUUAUGAGCAGUGAAAAUCAUAUACAAUAUAUAAUUUAAGUUAUCAAGUCAUUAGAAGCUGUGGUAGGUUGGAAGAUAGAUGGAUAACUAUUAGGGAUUUGGCUCAUAUCGGACCUGGAUAUAUUCACACAAAAAUAAAACCCAUAUAUCUGUGCAUAUACAGGUAGUUAUGUAUUUACACUAUUUUAUGAAUAUAUACGGUGCCGAAAAAGAGCUGAAUGUAUUGCACAUCCCUAAUGACUAAUAUCAGAUCAUGUGAAAUCGUUUUGAAGUAUUGUUCACAGUUCCACAGAAACCCCCCUUCUCCGUCAUUCCACUUCAUUUAAGCUAAUAAAAUAGAACAAAAUAUUCGCUCCUUGAGACUAAAAAAAUUGUGAUAUUUUUUUUUAUAUACUAAAAGUAUAAUGAACUAGUUAAAAGAAUGUGACCCCUUCAUUUCACAUGUUAAUAAAUAAAUACAUUUUUUUAAAUAAAUUGUUUUAUUGCUAAGUUAAAAAUAUUUCUCAAAUGAACCCUUUUAAACCAUACAGUUUAUAGACAACUUAGAUAAUUUAUUUAUGGUAACAGUGUUUGGAAGGUUAAACAGGCUAAUUAUAAAUUGCUAAAUAUGUAUUAAUUUGUACAUGUCAUGAUUUGGUAUUAUUUGUUUUAUGCGAUUAAACACAUGGUUAUAUGUAAGAAUACAUAGAGCAUUUUAUUUCUGGACUUUUAUGGCCAUUAUAAAUGUCUUUUUUUUAUAAUUGUAUGUUCAACUUUUUCUAGAUCAGUUUUGUUAAUUCAAAUGGUUGAUAUUCUAAUGGUUUGUAUUGGUUUGGAAAAAAAGCCAAAAAUAACCCAAGUUUGCCCUUGUUUUCACAUUGCAAUGCUGAUUCGUUGGAAACAUUAUGUUUAGAACCUUUACCAUAAAAGUGUACUGUGGUGCAAUUGUACUUAAUAUAUGUUUUUCUGUUUGGUAGCUUUUUUGAACUUUUUAAUAUAAAAAAUCGGUUAUCAUAUGUUUUCAUUGGGGUUUCACUAACCACCCCCCCACAAAAAAAAUAAUAAAUAAAUAAAAUUAAUUUAGACCUA
Molecule: messenger RNA, 4814 nt
Organism: Bombina bombina (fire-bellied toad)
Lineage: Eukaryota; Metazoa; Chordata; Amphibia; Anura; Bombinatoridae
Gene: NOM1
Product: nucleolar protein with MIF4G domain 1
Exons: 11
Coding region: 99-2549 (816 amino acids)
Biological process (GO): ribosomal small subunit biogenesis
Cellular component (GO): nucleolus
Molecular function (GO): protein binding; RNA binding
Source: RefSeq, a predicted model, not a curated record